AUGGCAAAUCGAAUACGUCGUUCUACAAGAUCUCGAUCAAGUUUAAAUGUUAAAUUUGCUGAUGAUCCUGAUUAUGAUGAACGUACUUUUGAAGACGAUCAGGGCGACGAUGAUGAUGACGACAUUGACGAACUGCCGGUGGCGCGGAUAAAACAAGAGCAACAGCGACACACUAGUCAAAAUAAUACCAAUAGUGGUAUUGUUAAAAGACGUCGUGGACGUCCUGCUAAACGUGAACCAUUACAUGAUGAUGAUGAAGAUUGGCAUGCUGAAGAAGAUGAUGAUGAAGAAGAUUUUUCAACAGUUACACCUGUUGAUGUGACUUUAAGUCCAUCAGGUCCAGAUGGUAAUCCAUCUGUUUAUGAAUUUAGUGAAACAUCAAAUCGUAAAAAACUUCCAACGGUUAAUUCAGUUGGUAAUAAUAAUUCAUCACGUGAUUCAACUAAAACACCAAUUAAAGUUCGUCGUGAUGAAAAACAUUUAUGUCCUUAUUGUAAUUAUUGUACUGGUAAAAAAUAUCUUCUUCAACGUCAUUUAAAAUCUCAUUCAACAGAACGACCACAUAAAUGUGCUUAUUGUUCAAAUACAUUUAAAACAACAGCACAACUACAAAAUCAUGUUAAUACUCAUCUUGGUAUUAAACCAUUUCAAUGUAAAUUUUGUGAAUAUAAAUUUACUACAAGUGGCGAAUUAAUUCGUCAUGUACGUUAUAAACAUACACUUGAAAAACCACAUAAAUGUGAAGAAUGUGGAUAUGCAACAGUUGAAUUAAGUAAACUUCGACGUCACAUUCGAACACAUACAGGGGAAAAACCAUAUUCAUGUCCACAUUGUUCGUAUUGUAGUCCGGAUACAUUUAAACUUAAACGACAUUUACGUGUUCAUACUGGCGAACGACCGUAUCAAUGCACAAUAUGUAAAUUUCGUUUUACUCAAAGCAAUAGUUUAAAAGCACAUAUGUUAACACAUCAAACAAAUGCACAAAAAUUUCAUUGCACUUAUUGUCCAACUGUACUAACACGUAAAGCUGAUCUUAAACAACAUAUGUUAAAAAAACAUGCUAAUGAUGAAGAUUUUGUAACAUGUCUUAAAUGUGAUCAAGAAUUUGCCGAUCCACAUGAAUUAAGUCAACAUAAAAAAAUGCAUCAUGGAUUAAAUAAUAAUAAUAAUAAUAGUUUUAAUAAUACACCACGUGUUCAACUUAGUUGUUCAUUGUGUACAUAUAAAACAUUUUCACAAGAUAUACUUGAUGAUCAUAUGGAUUCACAACAUCGAGAUGACCGAACUUUUCAAUGUAAUGAAUGUGGUUUAAUGUAUGCAACUCGUGGUGAUCUCCGUCAACAUGUAACUAAAGUUCAUCGUUGUGGUAUUUAUGCUAAAAUGCCUGCUGGAGGUUUAUCAAUUCGUCAACGACCAUAUUCAUCAUCAUUGAAAAAUUCUCAACGUUCAUCAACAACAUCAACAUCACCAAUAAAACAACAAAUGCGACGACGUGAAACUGUUUAUCGUUGUUCGAUAUGUCGAAAUAAAUUUCCACAUAUACGUGCAAUAGAACGUCAUCAUUAUGAUGUACAUCAUAUUGAUCCCUUUGAUGCUGAUGCUAUGAAAAAAGCAACAAUAAUUGAUGAAGAAGAAAUUGAAGAUGAUCAGGAACAAGAACAUCAACAUCAACAACAACAACAACAAUCUGUUGAAAUGAAUCAAGUACAACAAGAAAUUAAUAAUCGAGAUGAAGAUGAACAAAUGGCUAUUAUACAAUUCCGUAAUCAACAUCAAAAUUCUGAACAAUCACCAUUAAUUGUUAAAAUUGAAAGAGAUGGUUAUGAUGAUUUUGAAACAGCUGAUGAUUUCUUAUUAAAUAAACCAACUCCACGUACACGUCAAUUACAAAAAGCACGUCGAACAUUAUCGAAAAAUAUCUAUGAUGAUUCUUCAUAUCUUGAUUCUUCAAUAACUAAAAAAGAAUAUUUACAUAAUUCAAAUUAUGAUAUGAAAGAUCAUUAUGAUAAUGAAAUUGAUUAUGAUAAUGAAAAUGAAACUGAAACAGCUGAUACAUUCGUUGAAAUGAUUGAUGAUGAAGAUAAUAUUAUUGAUGAAGAUGAUGAUGAUGGUGGUGGUCAAAAUAAUAUUAUUAAAUAUCGUUCAUCAACACAAAAAUUGACUUAA
This is a messenger RNA of Adineta steineri, 2166 nucleotides long. NCBI's taxonomy places the organism in Eukaryota, Metazoa, Rotifera, Eurotatoria, Adinetida, Adinetidae. The record is from the annotation of a GenBank genome assembly.